Messenger RNA from Plectropomus leopardus (leopard coralgrouper), 345 nucleotides. It is a transcript of the gene cnfn, whose product is annotated as cornifelin. The record is from RefSeq and is a predicted model, not a curated record. Lineage: Eukaryota; Metazoa; Chordata; Actinopteri; Perciformes; Serranidae.
AUGGCGUUCCAGUCAAAUGUGAUCAGCUCGCAGCCUCAGACCUCACAGUACACUGUGUCCUCCGGAUUAACCGACUGGAGUUCAAAUGUGUGCGACUGCUGUGAAGACUGCGGCAUCUGUCUUUGUGCAACGUUCGUCCCGUGUAUCCUGGGCUGUAAGGUGGCCCAGGAUAACGGGGACAGCUGCUGCCUGCCCUUCCUUCCUGGUGCCAUGAUUGCUCUAAGGACAAGCAUACGUAGCAGAUACCACAUUGAGGGCUCAGUGUGUGAUGACUGGGUAGUCAUGGCCUGCCUGCCUCUGUGUGGACUGUGUCAGAUGGCACGGGAGCAGAAGAGGAGAGGAUAA